AAACCUGGAGCAGAUCUAGAAAGGAACUAGGGAUGGGAUUGAGGGCUGGGCCUCAGCGGCCGAACUAAAGUUUAGACCUGAGAUAACGGGGAGGUGCUAAGGUUAAAGUGGAACAAAGAGGGAGAGGCCCGAAUGAACUGGGAGGACCCGGAUGAAGAGCGCAGCGGAAGCUCAGACUUGGACUAAGACAACGCAGCCUACAGCGGAGGGAGGCGGGAGACUGGGCAAGCAUGAGGCGGAGUUAAGGGCUGGACUGGGGCGAAGCUGAGAUUGGGGUUUACGUUGGACUCGGCCAAACUGAGGUUCAGGGUUGGACUUCUGCGAGGAAGAGUCUUGUAGAGACGAAGAACUAGGCUGAGAGAUAUGUGGGUUAGGACGACACUGAGGAUUGAAAGGUGGACUAAGGAAAAAACUGAGGACGAUGCCAGCUGGUGGGACGAGAGCAGCACCGGUCGGGGGGGAGCGCCUCAGCUCGCCAGACUGGGAGGAUUCUGUACAAAUGAGCAUCACCUAUAUAAACAGGUUACCCAGCUGGGAGAGAGGACAUCUGCUGGCUGCUGUGGCAUCCAGCACUGACGCAUCUACCUUCUCUGAAGGUGAAUUCAAGGACACCGACAGGUGCUGCUGGAAACACAGAAAGUGCACCGGGCACAUCAUCCAUCCCUUCACCUCUGACUAUGGCCACCACGACGUGCACCUGCACUCUAUCAGCCACUGUGACUGUGAUUCUAGGCUGAAGGACUGCUCAGAGAAGACAUAUAGCAGUUCCGGAGAUGUGGGCCCAACCUGCUCCCAAGAUGUGGACUCAGCCUGUUUCAACAUCAUCCAGUGCCCAUGCUUUGAGCUCAUCCCAGAGGAAGAGUGUGUGGAGCGAUUCUGGUGUGGCUGGUGCAAAAGCUACAGGCCUGUCUCUGUGGCAGUGAUCCACCAUCCCAUCCACCAUGAGUGCAGGGCAGAUGACCUAAACCAAGAAGAGGAAGAGGAGGAGGAGGAGGAAGAAAGCAAGCCUCCCAUCCCGACCCAGGUGGGGCCCCCCGCCCUCCCCACCAACACAGGUAUGGGCAUGGUCACAGGUACCCCUGACUUAGCAGCUCCCAUCACCAUCUGGCGUUCCGAAAGCCCCACAGGGAAGUCCCAGGGCAGUAAGGUGAUCAAGAAGAUAAAGAAGAAAAAGGAAAAAGAGAAAGACAAGGAGGAGGAGACAGAUGAAAAGGCAAAGGUGAAGAAAAAAGUCAAGAAGGGCAAGUUGACUAAGAAGAAAAGCCCAGUUAAAUCAGAAUCACCUCCAGACUUAAACCGAUCGUUCAGCCCAAGAGAGUUGGCCAGGAUGUCAGAGUCCAGCCCAGACAGCUGGCAAGAUCUGGAGAGUGAGGACAGUUACAAUGACCCUGGGCGGGAGGAACCCUCCAAUGGGGAUAUUGUGGAGUCUUCAUCACCCAGGAAGAGAGAGAAGAACGGGGUCCAGGCCAAGAAGCCCGGGAUGAAGACCUCGCCAGUCAAGAAGGUCAACAAGAGGAAAUCUCCCCCAGCAUCAAACCCCUAUCUCAGUUGAGGCCAGGGCGACCAGGGUGAAGAAUAAAUGCGAUCAAGCCUGUAGCUGACCCCCUGCUUCUCUCUCCCUCCAACCUGGCUACUUCUGGGGGGAGGGGGCAGCCUCUGGGCAUAACUGGAGCCAAGGGGCUAAGGAGCUGCAGGUGUUUCUGAAGGGCAAUCCAUCUUUCAAGAGGAAGCCCAGAGAAGGCAGGUGGGAGGGCAGGGAAGGGGCACAGCCUGUUUCUCUGUAACAUCCUAGAUCCAGGGCAGCAGCACCUCUGGGUGGGAAGGAGGCUUCCUGUCUACUGGGAGACAGGUCUGUGCAAAAUCCACUUGGUGAUAGGCAUUGUGUGCAGUGAUACCACUAAUAAAUUGAACCUUUUAACCCACUCCGUGCAGCCUUGCCUUUCCCUCUCUAAAUGGCCCUGGGGCAGGUGCUGGUGGCAUCAAAAGGAACAUGAACCUUCCCAGCUGGUGUGGCCCUGCUCCUGCUAGGCCCUUCUAGGCCUUUUGUGCUAAAGGGAAAGGAACUGAAUUCCUGUCAGAAGGCCAGCCCCUUCCCCCAACUCUUGCCAACAAACAGCCAAAGGGAUCUUGAAUGAAGGAAAGCAAGGCAGGGAGCUCUCCAAGUUUGGGCAGCAGUGGCCUUUUCUGACUUCUCUGCUGAGCCCCAAGCAGAGGAAAGGGAGGGGGAAAGCUUUGCUUUCCCAGAGCUGACAGGCAAAGCCGUGAGGUGAAGCCCUAGUGAAGAAACACAGGGAGAUCAGUCGAGAACAAAAGAGGCAAUGGGGCUGGGGGAAGGGACUAGUCAGCUCUCUUCGCCAGGGCUGUGUGUGUGUGGGACCAGGUGAGUGGGGGGCCCAUCCUGGGGGAAAUACGCUUGACUCACGUGGAGGUACCGUCAGAGACCAAGGCCCAGCCGGCAAAAAGGGGAGAGAGAGGUGCAGGGUUCAAGUGGAGACACCCAGAUUGACUUCUCCCAUGUGCCAGAGAAGACUAGAAGGCACAGUGGAUGGGGUGGCUGUGUGUGAGUGUAACAGCAGCUGCUAACAUUUCCUGAGGCUUGAUGAGGUCCCAGGCACUGGACUUAGCACUUCACACAUUCUUUCUUAGUCCUCACAGCUGCCCUGCUGAGCUAGGUAUCAUCAUCUCCAUUUUACAGAUAAGAAAGCUGGCUUAGAGACAACAGGAACUCGCUCAGGGUCACAGGGCUGGGAAGUGGAGCAGGGAUGUGACCCUAGGCAACGUGGUACAGAAGCCACCUGCUCCUCUGUAAGUCCCUGCCUCUCUGAUGGCCUGGA
Molecule: messenger RNA, 2834 nt
Organism: Balaenoptera musculus (blue whale)
Lineage: Eukaryota; Metazoa; Chordata; Mammalia; Artiodactyla; Balaenopteridae
Gene: PROCA1
Product: protein interacting with cyclin A1
Exons: 6
Coding region: 422-1552 (376 amino acids)
Biological process (GO): arachidonate secretion; phospholipid metabolic process
Molecular function (GO): A2-type glycerophospholipase activity
Source: RefSeq, a predicted model, not a curated record